This is a messenger RNA of Nematocida homosporus, 702 nucleotides long. RefSeq lists its product as uncharacterized. NCBI's taxonomy places the organism in Eukaryota, Fungi, Microsporidia. The record is from RefSeq and is a predicted model, not a curated record. The transcript has a single exon. The coding region runs from base 1 to 702 and encodes 233 amino acids.
AUGUUUAUCUGUGCCUACCAGCCUAAGGGUAAAAGGCGAUGGUUUGAUGGGUAUUUAGCUGUUGAUGGAAGACGGAUAGUGUUGUAUGAUAGUGAGAAGAGUGUUUUAGAUUCGGUUUUACUAGCGAAGAUCAAAGUUGAUGGGAGUGAAUUUAAAACGGCUUAUUAUAUAGUGACUAGUGAUGAAAUAGACCAAGUAAUUGGUGGAGGAGUAAGUAUUCCGUCUGAGGCGCCGGUUGUUGAAGUUGUAAUGGGAACAGCAGCUACAGAUGAAGUUGUGCAAUGGGUUAGUAAGAGUACGUAUGAUAGAGUGAGUAGUGGAAAUCGUGUAUGUCGUGGUGGGAGUGAGAGUAUAGAUGGGUUGAGUGGAGGUAUAGAUGGGUUGAGUGGAGGUAUGGAUGGGUUGGGUGUAGAUGGUGGGGAUAUGAGUGGUAGUAAUUGGGUUAAUAGAAGUAGAAGUAGAGAGGUUGGGAGUGUUAGUAUGAGAAGUGGAAUUAGUAAUGGUAGGAGUGAUAGUGCUGAAGAGAAGACUAAUAUGAAUACUGAAGAGAAGACUAAUAUGAGUGUGGGAAUGAGUGAGAUUGAAGUGAGUGAGAAUAUGACUAGUAGCAAUAGUAAUAGUACUAUGAAAGUAAGUGGUGGUAAGUUAAGUACUAAAUCGGGUCCAAAGAAGACUUCGGCUGACUUACUGAAUCUCUUCUAA